AUGGCGGGCCGAGCCGAAUCCCCGGAAGCCUUCGCCACCCGAGACCAGAGAGAGGAAACGAAACAGGCGGGGAUCGGUGGGGGAGGGCGGGUGUUGGCGAAAGUGUCAUGGCGGCCGCAUUCGGUGGUCACGUGUCCCAGAGGCCCGCCCCGCCACUUCCGGUCACGUGCCCACAGAGCGCUCGCUGCCAGCGAUGGAGGCGAGAUCCCCCAGCCCCAGAGGCUGUGGCGACGGCUGCGGCCGCGGGGUUUCAGCCGCGUCCCUGCAGCGACUCUGAUUCCGACCGCGGCGAGGGCCGGCGGGCUGACAGGCCCGGGGGCCCGGGUGGCCGCGGGGUCGACCCCGCCGUCGAGCUCUCCACAGCUUCGAGCCGGCCGGUCAUUCGGCCGCCAGGCCCUCACCCGGAAACAGGAUAGCAGCCUUCCGCCGUGUGUCCCGCCCGAGGACCCGGGUCCUUCCGUCGAGACGGACGCGGGUUCCAGUCGGGCUCGGCUCGGGAUCGAGGAAGUGGAGGCCUCUCCUGCCGGGCCUCCCGCGACCUGUGCCCGACCUUCCGUCUUCUCCAAAGCCCUGGCCCAGCCGGCUUCCACCUGUCAGUCGGCGCCCGGAAUCCUUACUAACACUCUCCCCAGUGUAGUCCAUGCAGGCCUUGAAUUCAUGGCAGUCUUACCUUGGCCUCAAGUACAGGGAUUACAGGCAUCAGCCACUGUGUCCAGUUUAAAUCCUUCCUGCUUAGGUGGAGAGAUAGUCAGCUACCUUUACCUUCCCGUCGUUUAGCAGUGGGGCAGAUUGAUGGAUCUGAGACUUUCCUAGGUGAAACUUAAGUACUGCAGUACAGAUGUUUAAAAAAAAAAUUAAUCAAAAGCCAGGCUUGAUGGUGCUCGAAUUUAACCCCACAACUCAGGAGGCAGAUGCAGGCCCGUUCCUUGAGUUCCAGGCCAGCCACAACUACAUGGUGGGAUCCUGUCUGAAAAGAAAAAAUACUUCAGUUGAAUGCAGGAGUUGUUUAAAAAUAUUUGGAAGAUUGGUGCAGCAAAGAAGAAUCUGCUAAAAGAAGGAGACAGCCAGGCUUGGGGGCACGUAAUCUCAGCACUGAGGAGGCAGAGGCAAGUGGAUCUCUGAGAGUUCCAGGCCAGCUGAGGCUAAGGCGAAUCCUGUCUCAAAAACAAAGUAGAAAAGCAAAUGACUGGACUUGUGACUUGUGGCCUGUGCCCUCCAGGCCUCGACCUCCACCUGGUGCUUUGUCUUUCCGUCUGAGCUUGUUUGUCCUUCCUUUUCCCCACUGUGCCCUCGGAAUGUUGUCCAGUGAACCUGGAACUUUUCUAACAAUUUUGGCCACUUUUUUGUUAUGGA
Nannospalax galili (Upper Galilee mountains blind mole rat) is the source of this 1353-nucleotide messenger RNA. RefSeq lists its product as uncharacterized. NCBI's taxonomy places the organism in Eukaryota, Metazoa, Chordata, Mammalia, Rodentia, Spalacidae. The record is from RefSeq and is a predicted model, not a curated record. The transcript has 3 exons. The coding region runs from base 1 to 777 and encodes 258 amino acids.